AUGGAUGGACCAGAACCCAAGCCAAUACCGGCUUAUUACUGCUGUUAUCUCCUCCGGUCGACAGUCCGUCACGCCUCACUGUACAUCGGCUCGACGCCUAACCCGAUCAGACGACUCUCUCAGCACAACGGCGUCGCCAAAGGUGGGGCCAAGCGCACCGCCAGAGAUAAAUUACGCCCCUGGGAAAUGUCCCUGGUGGUCGAGGGUUUUAUGAGCAGAGUGAGCGCCCUUCAAUUUGAAUGGGCCUGGCAGCACCCGGAAAAAUCACGGCACCUCGAACCCGAAGACGAGUCCAAAGCCAAGGUCAAUUUCGACCCGAAGACAGGGAAGCCCAAAGCCAAGCCACGCUCGCGAGCUAGAAGAUCCCUGACGGCCCAUUUGGAAGAUUUGCAUUCUCUGCUUCGGUCGACCUGCUUCUCUUCGGGGCCAUUGCGGGUCCGGUUCUUCCGCGCCGAUGUAUAUCGCGUAUGGCGCGCUUGGAACGACCGUGUAGAUUCCCGGUUGCCCCCCAAUAUCAAGAUUAUCCUAGAUGGUGAUAACCUGGCAACGGUGCCCAACGCCAAGCAAACCAGUGAGAUUGAGCCUGCCGGAUGCAUAAACAACCUAUCAGUCGAUUACACCAGGUUGGAAGAUUAUCUCGAAAAGUCGAUGUUUAUGCUCGAGGACCCUGAUGAUCUACAGUGCACAGUCUGUAAGAAGCCGGUCAUCCCAACUGCAGACCAGAUAGUAGUAUGCCCACAUUCAAACUGUCGAGGUACGAGUCAUCUAUUAUGCCUAUCUAGCAAGUUACUAGAUGCUACUGGCCAGCCAGACCUCUUGGUACCAACUCAGGGGACUUGCCCACUAUGCAAGAACGAUGUGCAGUGGCCGACGAUAAUGCGUGAAUUGACCUUCCGCAAUCGAGCAGAAAAGGAAGCAUGUGCAAUUCUGCGCAAGAAAGAUAAACGUCUACGCAAGGAGUCCGCAGCCGAAAUAAAACCGGCAGCUCAGGGGACUCGGGGAACUUCAAUCGAGCCAAGGACACAGCUGGAAGAACCAGCCCAAGAUGAGCUUAGCUCAAAUUGGUUCGAGCAGCUUGACUUGGAGUCUGACUCUGACUUCGAGGGGCGACAGAAGCAUCACUCAAAUGAUCCUCCAUCGAAGCUCGAAGUCGUGAUCGAAGACAGUGAUUGGGAUGAUGCGGAGCUUGUGGAAUGA
Messenger RNA from Penicillium salamii, 1197 nucleotides. NCBI's taxonomy places the organism in Eukaryota, Fungi, Ascomycota, Eurotiomycetes, Eurotiales, Aspergillaceae. The record is from the annotation of a GenBank genome assembly.